AAUUAUCAAACAUUUAUUAAUUAUUGAAAAGAGUAAUUUAUAAUAAUAUGAUUACAAAGAAAAACACAAAUAUGAAAAUUAAAUUAGAAAAAUCUAAAACAAAAAAUAUACCCGCCCUUUGAAGGGCUGGUCAAAAGCUAGUUCUCUCAUUAUUCCUUCUUCUCUUUUUCCUUCUACAGUCUCCUCAAAGCUCAGAUCCGAAUCAUUGAUCCCUACUAAAUCCCCUCAUCGUUCAAAUUCUUUCCACGGAUUCUCUCUUUCCUAAUUCCUCACACUAAAGAAAACACACUCUCUUUCCCUUUCUUGCAAAGUCCAUUAAAACCACUUUCACUAUUAAAAUCAGCUUUGCUAGAUUGGGGCACUAACCCAAACUGAUGAGAUUGUCGUUUAGUCGUUAAUCGGAUUGUGGAUUUUUGAGCAUCAGAAAAAAAAAAAUGGAAAGGAAUCAGAAGAUGGAUCAUGUCAUCGGGGGGAAGUUUAAGUUGGGCAGGAAACUCGGUAGCGGAUCCUUCGGCGAACUUUAUUUAGGGAUCAAUAUUCAAACUGGAGAAGAAGUCGCUGUUAAGCUGGAACCUGUGAAGACGAGGCAUCCUCAACUGCAGUAUGAGUCAAAGAUAUAUAUGCUUCUUCAAGGAGGAACUGGUGUUCCUCAUCUCAAAUGGUUCGGAGUCGAGGGUGAAUACAGUUGCAUGGUUAUUGACCUUCUUGGCCCCAGUUUGGAGGACUUAUUCAAUUUCUGCAAUCGAAAGUUCACUUUGAAAUCUGUUUUAAUGCUUGCAGAUCAGUUGAUAUGCAGAGUUGAGUACAUGCAUUCCCGGAGUUUUCUUCACCGCGAUAUUAAGCCAGACAACUUUUUGAUGGGUCUUGGGCGCAAAGCAAACCAGGUUUAUAUCAUCGAUUAUGGCCUUGCUAAAAAAUACAAGGAUCUUCAGACACAAAAACAUAUACCAUACAGGGAAAACAAGAAUCUAACAGGAACUGCACGGUAUGCAAGUGUCAACACGCACCUUGGGAUUGAGCAAAGUAGAAGAGAUGAUCUGGAAUCACUUGGCUAUGUGUUGAUGUAUUUUCUACGAGGAAGUCUUCCAUGGCAAGGUUUAAAAGCUGGUACAAAGAAGCAGAAGUAUGACAAGAUUAGUGAAAAGAAGAUGCUUACUCCGGUAGAGAUUCUUUGCAAGUCCCAUCCAUCUGAGUUCACCUCGUAUUUCCAUUACUGUCGAUCAUUGAGAUUUGAGGACAAACCAGAUUAUUCAUAUCUGAGGAGACUUUUCAGGGACCUUUUCAUUCGCGAAGGUUACCAGCUGGACUAUGUGUUUGAUUGGACAACCUUGAAAUAUCCUCAGACUGGCUCUAGUUCGAGACCAAGGCCGACUCCAAGACCAGCCUUGGAUCCUCCAGGACCACCUGCAGAAAGAUCUGAAAAAUCUACAGUGGGACAGGACCUCCGAGGAAGAUUUUCAGGGGCAAUUGAGGCAUUUACUCGACGAAAUGUUUCAAGCCAAGGAGCUCAUGGUGACCACUCUAGACACAGAUCUUCUGAUGAUGUACCCUCUUCUUCCAAAGAAGUGCACGAGUCUCAUAGACACCGUUCUUCAUCCCGAAAUGGAGGUACCUCAAAGAGAGAUGUGAUGUCAAGCACCAAACCUGGCUCCUCACCUGAGCCAAGCGAGAACCGCUCAAGCCGAUUAUUUUCAAGUGGAUCACGGCUCGGCACAACUCAACGGGUUCAACAGAGCUAUGAGUCUAAACCAUCUCUUGCAUCUGGAAGGCAUGGGCAUGUGAUAGGUUUUAGAUAUCCGUAAAGUAAGAAACGAACUCUCUUUGUAUUUCAAAUCACGAAUCCAAUUACACUUUGAUGUAUGAACUAAACAAGUACUCUCAUGGCGAAUACAAGUUCAGAUCAUCGAUCUCAUAGCGAUCGAGAGUUCAAGACUCAUAACGUCUCAGAACUUACAACAACAAAGCAUAAAAGAAAUCUAAUCUUC
Molecule: messenger RNA, 1985 nt
Organism: Eruca vesicaria subsp. sativa (arugula)
Lineage: Eukaryota; Viridiplantae; Streptophyta; Magnoliopsida; Brassicales; Brassicaceae
Source: the annotation of a GenBank genome assembly